AUGACCACAAGAAGUCUGCCAGCGCCACAGCAGUUUUAUCAACAAGUCAUUCAGAAGUAUGGUUGGUACUCCAAAUACGACACGAACGAGGAUGAUUGUUGGUUCUUGGAAGUCAUUGUUGGCUUAAAGUCGAAAUGGAUCAUCCUGCAGUCUCAAGAACAAGACUUCAAAAUUGCCAAAACAAUCUUGUCGGCUCGCGCCAUGCUCGUCUUGCAAGAUGAUAUUGCACAAGAAGAAGCCAAACCGUUGCAGUCGUUGUCGGAAGUAUUUUCCAAUCCACUCGUCAUCUAUGAUUCCUCCAACGACAACACAUGGAAGCGUUUUUGGGAAUCCAAGCCACCCGUGGUGGGUAUUGACGUGGAGGGCAACCAAAAAAUUCCACCCGUGUUGGUACAAAUCUCGACCAACGACUAUACCAUACUGGAAGUACCGCAAGGCGAGCUAUCCGCCAACUUGGUCCGACUCUUGGAUGAUGAUGAUAUAACCAAAGUAUUCUGUGACAAUGGAUCCCACAAGGACAAGAAAUGUUUGGGAAUAUACAAUUCAGAAGCAGAGAAAGGGGGAAAUGAGACUUUCGACUUGACAAAACCACCUGUGGUCGACCUCGAAGUCUUGUUCGGAAGCUUUGCUGGACAAGUCAAGGCAGCACGUGGACUAUCCAAAAUCAUGGCCAUGUGUCUUGGACUACCCACUAAUUCUGGAGGGUUUACGGAAGUCUUGAAUGUGAGAAUCGGCAAACCAAGACAAACCAGUCAACGAAUGAAAAAUGUUGGUCGAUUUGCAUUGAUUGAACAAGGAAAAAUAAAACCCUUGAAAGGGCUAAAGGACCUGAAUCAUAAGGAAAAACAAUACGCGGCUCUGGAUGCGUGGUGCACACUCCAGGCAUAUCACAGGCUGGAAGAGUUGCAAAGGUCAAGCGAUCAACUUGCCGGUCAAAUUACAAUGACCGUAGAGGGGAAUGGUGAAGACGACGUAGACAUUAUGCCUCCAAUAGAUCCAAGCGCAAGUUCAAAUGAAGAAACGAUAUCCGUAGAUAGAGAUUCCAAGGAAUGGUUGCUCACUGAAAACAAGCGACUCACGACUCAGUUGCAGGAUAAGGAUAAGCUGCUGAACGAUGCACAACGCCGGAUUGCACAACUGGAAAAUCAGGUGAAAAUUGUUCAAACUGGAGGCAACCAAGGGAAGAAAGGACCCAAUUCAACUAGAGGCAACCACGGAAAGAAAGGAGGAGGAGGAGGAGGAGGAAGAGGAGGAGGAGGGAACAACAAUCGAAAGCAGCAACAAGCAGCGUCCAAACAAAAGCAACAAAAUUGA
This is a messenger RNA of Cylindrotheca closterium, 1314 nucleotides long. NCBI's taxonomy places the organism in Eukaryota, Bacillariophyta, Bacillariophyceae, Bacillariales, Bacillariaceae. The record is from the annotation of a GenBank genome assembly.